AUGGCAGCUCAAGUCACGCCGUCCAAACAGGCCGCUGCAAGCCUCGAGAACCUCAAGAUGAAGGACAGCCCUAUCAAACUCAACUUCAACGCUGAGAACAAAGAAAACAUGCCGACUGUCAUCGAUUCCGCCGCGAAGACCGUGUCGGAGAGUGAAAAGCCCAUCGCCACAGAAGUCAAAGCACCAGUUGCAGGAGCCAAGGUCGCGCCAACUAUCAAAGAGAUGGAGGCUGAUGAGCCACUCCUACAAGAGAACGAUCACCGCUUUGUGCUGUUCCCCAUCAAGUACCAUGAGAUUUGGAACAUGUACAAGAAGGCCGAGGCUAGCUUCUGGACUGCAGAGGAAGUCGACCUGUCCAAGGAUCUUCACGACUGGCACAACCGUCUCAAUGACGAUGAGCGCUACUUCAUCUCUCACGUCUUGGCUUUCUUCGCUGCCUCCGACGGCAUUGUCAAUGAGAAUCUGCUUGAGCGCUUCAGCGGCGAGGUUCAGAUCCCGGAAGCUCGCUGCUUCUAUGGGUUCCAAAUCAUGAUCGAGAACAUUCACUCCGAGAUGUAUUCUCUACUCAUUGACACAUACAUCAAAGACAACAAGACAAAGACAUAUCUGUUUGAUGCCAUCGACACCAUUCCUUGCAUCCGCAAGAAAGCCGACUGGGCCAUGAAAUGGAUCUCCGAUAAGGAGUCGACAUUCGCUCAACGACUUGUUGCCUUUGCCGCCGUUGAGGGUAUUUUCUUUUCUGGCUCAUUUGCUUCCAUCUUCUGGCUCAAGAGCAAGGGUCUCAUGCCUGGUUUGACUUUUUCGAAUGAGCUCAUCUCACGUGACGAGGGCAUGCACACAGACUUUGCUUGUCUUCUCAUGCAGCAUCUUAAGCACAAGCCUGACCCCAACCUUAUUGAAAAGGUCAUCGCUGAGGCCGUCGAAAUUGAAAAGGAGUUCUUGACUGACGCUCUACCUGUCGGUCUGCUUGGCAUGAACGCCAAGCUAAUGCAACAAUACAUCGAGUGUGUUGCCGACCGUCUGUUGGUGGCGCUCGGAAACAAGAAGAUCUAUCAUGCUCAACAGCCAUUCGGCUUCAUGGAGAACAUCUCCCUGGGGGGCAAGACCAACUUCUUCGAGAAACGCGUUGGCGACUACCAGAAGGCCGGUGUGGUCAACUCGACCAAGAAGCAGGACAAGGCAGGAACCCCAGGCGAAGAGGAAACAGAAGAUGACAGCAACGGCAUCAACUUCGACGAGGAGUUUUAG
Capronia coronata CBS 617.96 is the source of this 1248-nucleotide messenger RNA. Its product is annotated as ribonucleoside-diphosphate reductase small chain. Bases 1 to 1248 code for a protein of 415 amino acids. Gene Ontology annotation, molecular function: oxidoreductase activity. Lineage: Eukaryota; Fungi; Ascomycota; Eurotiomycetes; Chaetothyriales; Herpotrichiellaceae. Gene Ontology annotation, biological process: deoxyribonucleotide biosynthetic process. The transcript has 5 exons. The record is from RefSeq and is a predicted model, not a curated record.